Molecule: messenger RNA, 1482 nt
Organism: Aspergillus caelatus
Lineage: Eukaryota; Fungi; Ascomycota; Eurotiomycetes; Eurotiales; Aspergillaceae
Exons: 3
Coding region: 1-1482 (493 amino acids)
Source: RefSeq, a predicted model, not a curated record
AUGUCCGUGGUCCCCACUUCUCAGUUAUAUCUUGAUAGCACGGCAAAUCAGUACGACAAUGAAUAUGAGUAUGACUAUGGCUACGAUUCACAGGGGUCAAGUCCAGAAAGCUCCAGUCCCCCAGGCCCCAUCGAGCAUAUCGAGACCAUCGGUGCGAAUUUCAUCGAUCCUUUUAUGACCUACCCUUGGCGUCAUUCUCCAGAAAUCGCCAACGCAUGCCAGGCAUAUUGUACAUCCGUUUUAUGGCCUACCCUUACUCCAGGGGCCAGUAGAUCGGAUGUUUCGGCCUUGAAUUGGUUCCCCUUGAUGAUGUCUGAGCCGACUCUAAUGACGGCCAUCACGUUCGGUUCACUCUCGCAUCAACGGGUACAGUGGCUGAACCGGUGGAUCCCGGACGGCGCAUUUCGGGAGCGAGAGCAGCAGCUUCUAAGAGUCUGCGAAAUGGAGACCAUCGAGCUGAUCAAUCAGGAAAUGAACAAGCCAGGCCGAGCGAUUAGCAACGCGGUCAUUCUAAGUGUAAUGUGUAUGGCACAUAAUGCAACAGAUAUUAGCGAAGAACGACAGUUUCGACACAUUCCGUUCACAUCACCCAUGCGGCGGUUGCAAUGGAUCGACGUCUAUGGCAGUCUGCGGCCAAACCUGGUUCAUGUCCAAGGGUUGAUCUCAAUGAUUAAUCUUCGGGGUGGCCUUGAAGCGAUCGACCUACCUGGGUUGGCUCCCGUAGUGUCUCUGUCGGAUAUCGUGACCUCGAGUGCAUAUCAUACGCCUCCAGUCUUUCCUUUCAUUCCGCUUCGGGCGGAGCGGAAGAAGGUUCCAUUGCGAGACAUGCUUGGGUAUACCAUGGCCGAUGUAGACCGUCAUUACGGCCGACUCCGACAGAUCGGUUUUACCACAGAGAUGAUGGAGGUCUUCCACGCUAUGGACCUUUACAUGAGUAUUGUGGAUGCUUACCUCAAGGGAAAUCAAAUCAGAACGGAUUACUCCCUGCUUGCCGACCAGCGCAAUUUGGUCCAAUACACCUUAUUAUCUCUCCCUGCUGCCAGUCAACUCCCUGGCUUCAGUGGCUAUCAUCAACGCCAUGAGAUCAUCUACGAAGCCUGUCGUCUCGCGGGCUGCAUAUAUGGAUCUGGCGUGGUCUUCCCCCUACCACCACAAAGCACCCCACUGGCUAAACUCUCUAGCCUUCUUAAGGGUGUUCUCGAGGUUCCCGACUGCCUAACUGUCUGGGACCAACCGCAAGCCCGCGUCACCCUUUUAUGGGUUUUGACCCUGGGUGGCAUCGCGGCCGAAGGCACUGUGGACCGAGACUGGUAUGUGGCCACGCUUAUGCAAACAGUACGAUAUAGCCACAUCACCUGCUGGGCCGACCUUCGGGCAAUCGUCGUGCUGCUACCCUGGUACGACGCAGCCUGUGACGAUGCGGGCAACAACCUCUGGCUGGAAAUCGAGAGACUGUCCGCUCGUCCAUCGAACUCAGAUUGA